Messenger RNA from Fomitopsis serialis, 3531 nucleotides. RefSeq lists its product as uncharacterized. Bases 1 to 3531 code for a protein of 1176 amino acids. The record is from RefSeq and is a predicted model, not a curated record. The transcript has 10 exons. NCBI's taxonomy places the organism in Eukaryota, Fungi, Basidiomycota, Agaricomycetes, Polyporales, Fomitopsidaceae.
AUGCCUGGCGCACGCAAACGACAACGAACCGCCUUCCAACUCCAUGCGGUUGCUGAAGAGGAACCCGAUGCCACGCAGUCCGUAAUGGAGACGGCUCGGCACACAGCGUUCGUGUCCGGGCCCCAGGGCUAUAACUCCCAGAUUACUUUCAUCACCUUACCGCAGCAUUCCGAUGCAACAUCUCAAGACCCCGGCGACGCCCCUGAUCUGAUUCGCGAGGAUGGAGAUGAGGCGCAUGUGUACGCCAUCACGGAGGCGGACACGGCUGAGGCCGAGGCUCGUAGACGACGACGGACCACUAGUGAUCAUCCGUUGUUGGAGUGGCGCGCCAGGGUUGACGAAUGGCUCAUGGAGCUAUUGAGGCUCGAAGGUCGCGCGGGCUUCACGGAUACGCAGUGCCCGACAUGCCACGAUGGGAUUGCAGAGUACCGCUGUGAAGACUGCGCAGAUCUACAGCUCUAUUGUGCGGAUUGCACAGCCGGCAGGCAUAUGCGUUUGCCUCUCCAUCGGAUCAAGCGCUGGGCCGAAGCCCACUUUCAGCACGCGAACCUCAAGAGCCUCGGCGUGAGUAUGCAAAUGGGCCACCCGUCAGGUCAACGCUGCCCGAACCCCAAACCGGCCUUCGACGACGACUUCGUAAUCCUCGACGUCAGUGGUAUCCACCACGUCGCGCUCGAUUUCUGCAACUGUCAUCGGAAGGUACACCUGCCCAACCAACUCAUGCGUGCGCGGUUGUUCCCUGCGACGGUCACGAAUCCCAAGACCGCCGCCACGUUUGCACUGAUGGAACUCUUCCACCUCCUGCGCACUCAGUCCAAGAUCUCCGCCUACGAAUUCUAUCACACGCUCGCGCGACGGACAGAGAAUGUGGCACCACGAGAAUCCACAGAUCGUUAUCCCGCGUUUCUACGCAUGUCGCGGGCUUGGAGCCACUUGAAAAUGCUCAAGCGAGCAGGCCGUGGACAUGACGUCUCCGGCGUCGGCGGAACCGCACGAGGGGAAUGCGCGGUGGAAUGCCCGGCGUGCCCUCACCCGGGCAAGAAUCUACCCGAUAAUUGGAAGGAGGCACCCGAGGGAGAGAAAUGGCUCUAUCGCUUGUUCGUCGGCCUCGACGCGAAUUUCCGCCUCAAACGCAAGAAGGUCUCCAGCGUAGCUGUCGACCCUGGCCUCAACCAAGGCUUUGCGUACUUCGUCGAGGACCACACCUACAAGGCCUUCUUGAAUACUUUCGACACGAAGCUACCCCCAGAGACAAAUACAUGCCACAACCAUGAUGCCGUCAAACUUGCCAACAUCAAGAAGAUUCGUGAGACGGACGCAAGUGGCGUGGCUACUGUCGAAUGUGUUCGACACGACAUGAAGCGGCCCGCCUCUGUCGGCGAUCUACAAUAUGGCGAACGCUAUGUCAACAUGGACUAUCUCUAUUUUUCGAGCCUCACGCAUCACUGCACCGUCGAGGUGGUGACGUCGUACGAUAUCUCCUGCCAGUGGAGCCGGAACUUGCCCGCCCGCCAGGAACUCUACGGCCUCCAGUUCGAUCGUAUCCAAUGCAAGUAUCUCUUCCUCGUGCCGAAGCACCACCUCAAUGCGCACCGCCUCGCCUGUCAAACGGCGUACUCCUUCAACUACACGAAAGGCGUGGGGCGCACCGACGGCGAGGCGGUCGAACGAGGCUGGGCCGCCGUGAACCCGUUCGCGUCUUCCACGAAAGAAAUGGGUCCUGGCCAUCGACGCGACGUCUUGGACGACGUGUUUGGGAAUUACAACUGGGGGAAGGUCCGGAAGCUUGGUCCGACACUUUGUAGGAAACUGGAGGAGGCCCUUGAGCAUAUGUGUACCCUACGACAUGCAUUCGAGGAGUUCGGGGAGACGUUGCCGCUCGAGAGUGUGCGCGCAUGGACUGAGCUAGUCGAAAAGUGGGAGAUUGACCCUGCCAACUUCGAGAAUCCUUUCGUAACUACGGAACCCGUGGUCACCGUCGCAGCAGUACGCCGCCAGCUCGCCGAGGAGGAAGCGGCACGCUUACAGGCCGGACACGACUUGUCAUACCACGCGAGCAUGUCACCGAGUAUCAUGCUCGCGGCUGGGCUUGAUCUUGAGAACUUGCAAUGUCGCCUUCGUCGGGAAUUUCGAGGACUCGGGGAGCAUAGCACUGACAAACAGCAUGCUACCAUCCAAGAGCGACUCAACAGUCUCCGUCGGAGACUAGAGGCAUGGUUCAAGAUUCAGCACGCGUACAUUCCGGGUGCCGAGGCCUUCCGCGAACGUCUAGUACGCGACACGAACAAGGACGUACCUGCAUAUGACAUCCCUGUACUCCUCCCAUCAGGGAUCAGCUCGGCCCUGGAGGUCUCCGCUUUCUUGCAAGACAUCGAGUGGCGACUGCGCCAUGCUCAAGCCCACGACGCGCUCUCGGACUUACGGCGCCAUCUCCACCUCCGAAGCCACCUCUACUCGUUCAAAGAUCGAUUCAUCCGAGGUCAACAGGCGAACACUCGUGCGCGGUCGAUCAUCAACACGACACAGGCCAAGGUUGACGAGAACGCCGAGCGGUAUCGGCGUGCGCGUGCAGCGUUGGUCUCGCUGUCGGACCGACUUGGGAGAACUGGCUGGGAAGCCACACUUCAAGUCCUCGAGGAUCAGCACGUCCGAGGGCUGAAGCUGGACGAAAGCGAGGAGACGGAGGGUCGCCGCACGCUGUCCUGGAUAUGGCGCACAACGCCACUCGCGGGGCCCGAGAACGCUGACGACCCUCACCUGCAAGAAGCAUUGCGUGUGGAAUGGUGCAAGUCCCGCGCAAGGGCACACCGCUGGGAAGAAGAAGUACACCUGCUGGUCGAGGAGAUGCGUCGCGUCCUCGCCUAUCACCAGUGGAUGGCGCAACGGUGGCUCGGAAGGCACGACGCCCGUCAAGAUUUACCUGUCGAGGUUCAGGAAGGAUUGUCAGCUUAUGCACUUCGCCAGGCCGAAAUCCGCACGACCCUGCGAUCGAUCUGCGCGCGCACAUGGCAAGACAUAGGUACAUGGGUGACGAAUGCGAUGGAGCUAAUGUACGGAGAUGGAGUCUUGGCCACGCCCGACACGUCCCAGCCUGCGGGCGCUGUGCAACCGCCAGGCAUGAACGUGUCGACGGGCACAAACAGCGCAGCGACGAGCGCGAACCACGCGUCGAGAAGCGUGUCGGACACCGCGUCCACGAACGUGUUGGGCGCCGCGUCAACGAGCAUGUCAGACGGUGUGUCGAGAAGUGUGUCGGAUACUGGGUCGGCGAGCACAAACCACCCACGAACCAGUGUGAACGAGCCAUCGGCCGCCAUUGGCCAGGCAUCAACAGGACUCGCCACUGCAUGGCAAAGGCAAUUGCAGGCCCUCCGCGUGGCAAGCGAGCCAUUGGUUAGGGCGGGCGAUGUAUGGGAUCCUGAUCCUGCGGGUGAUGGGUUGGAAGACAAUAUGUGGGAGGACGAAUCGUGUGGACCUGCAGGCGACGGAUGGGAAAGCGAAGGGUGGGACGGUGAUGAUGGUGUAGUAUAA